Messenger RNA from Bolinopsis microptera, 2116 nucleotides. Its product is annotated as leukotriene A-4 hydrolase-like. Gene Ontology annotation, biological process: proteolysis; peptide catabolic process. Bases 122 to 2014 code for a protein of 630 amino acids. The transcript is spliced from 3 exons. Gene Ontology annotation, molecular function: aminopeptidase activity; metallopeptidase activity; epoxide hydrolase activity. Gene Ontology annotation, cellular component: cytosol. NCBI's taxonomy places the organism in Eukaryota, Metazoa, Ctenophora, Tentaculata, Lobata, Bolinopsidae. The record is from RefSeq and is a predicted model, not a curated record.
GGUUGGACGUGGAUUGUUGUUCCUGAUUUCUUACUCUCAACUUAUUAGGGUUAAAACAGAAGGUUUGUUUGUUGCCAGUUGCAUGGUAUAUGGUCCGAUCCACCUGAUUCGUCUGUAAACAAUGUCACAUUUUCAGACUCUGGUUGUACCGAUAAUAGCAAGUAUUUUAAUUGGCCACUGGAUAAAACUCUAUUUUGACAGAGAGAAUAGGAUGUCUCCCCGCCCUGAUCCAUCCUCGUUCUCUGACUCCUCUCAAAUCAGGACAACAACGCUCAAUAUUGUUCUGACUGCCGAUCUGAAAAGUGCAGUUCUGUCUGGUCAUGUUGACAUUGCAUUUAAAAGAGUCAACAAAGAAUGUCAGUCGCUGGUUCUGGACUGCAAGGAUCUGGACAUCAGCAGGAUUCUUGACCAAGCAAGUGGAGAGGAACUGGAAUAUGUUGUUGGUGAUAAGUUCAAAGAAUUUGGAUCUCCUCUAACAAUUUCACUGCAGCCAUCUACCAAUGGAGUUACUGUUCACUACAAAACCUCACCCACUGCUUCUGGUGUCCAAGUUCUGAGUCCUGACCAAACAUUCGGAGAGCACCCCUACCUUUUCACACAGAACCAAGCUAUACACGCUAGAAGUAUUGUCCCUUGUCAAGAUACACCUGGUAUCAAGACACCGUACACCGCAGAACUCACUGUAGACAAACCUCUAGUAGCUGUUAUGAGUGCUGUAUCUGUGAGAUCAGAGGAAUCUGAAUCCACCACAACUUAUUUCUUCAACCAGAAAAUUCCAAUUCCAGCGUAUCUGCUGGCUAUUGUUAUCGGAGACAUAGUGUCCCAAGACAUAAGCCCCAGAGUUAGGGUGUGGUCAGAAAGAGCUAACAUCGACAAGUGCUACAGUGAGUUUGAAGAUACAGAAACCAUCCUGAAAGCAGCUGAGGAAGUUGCAGGGGAGUAUGUGUGGGGGAGAUAUGAUCUGCUAGUUCUGCCACCAUCUUUUCCAUACGGUGGCAUGGAAAAUCCUUGCCUGACUUUUGUAACUCCCACACUUCUCGCGGGCGAUAAAAGUUUGGUAAAUGUAGUUGCUCACGAGAUUGCUCACAGCUGGACUGGAAAUCUGGUCACCAACGCUAACUGGGAACAUUUCUGGCUGAACGAAGGAUUUACAGUUUUCUUGGAGAGGAAGAUUUUGGCUAAGCUGGCAGGACCCGAAGAAGGAGAAGCAGUGAGGGAAGGUGCUCACAUGAUGGGUCUUAACAGUCUGAAAUAUGCUAUUGAAGUGUUUGGUAAGGACAACCCUCUUACUGCCUUGAACGUUAACCUGGAUGGGGUAGAUCCUGACGAUGCAUUCUCCUCUGUCCCCUAUGAGAAGGGAUCAACUUUCUUAUUUUAUCUAGAAACCUUAGUCGGAGGGCCAGCUGUGUUUGACCCCUUCUUACGAAGCUAUAUUGCAGAACAUGCAUACAAAAGUAUCACUUCCGAAGUGUUCGUCAGUUAUUUCAAGUCACAUUUCCCGAAUGUGGAGGUUGACUGGAGAGGGUGGCUGACCACUCCCGGGAUGCCUUUAGUCAUUCCUAAAUACGAUGAUUCCCGUCAACAAAAGUCAAUUGAGGUUGCCAAGGCAUGGUCUAAUGGGGAUAUAUCUGAAAAAGAACGAGAAUCUUUAUCUUCUAAACAGGUGAUAUCCACCCUUACAUUGCUACACACUUACGAUGACGUAACCUUGGAGACGGUCAAACAGCUUGACUCGACCUUCCACUUCGGCGACUCUCAAAACGCAGAGAUUCUUUUCGCGUGGUGUCGAGUCUGUAUCAAGGCACGCUAUAGUCCUAUCGUCAGCAAAGCUCUAAACUUUGUGACGACUCAAGGGAGAAUGAAGUUUGUUCGACCGAUAUUCCGAGAUCUUUUCUCUUGGAAGGAAUACAGCCAACAUGCCAUAGAUGUUUUUGAAAGGAAGAAGAGUUUUUACCAUAACAUUUGCCGUAGCAUGGUUGAGAAAGACAUACUGGCUCAUCAAGCUAAUGCUUGAAAUUUGUUUCUGCCGUAGAUAUGAGAUUUCGAAAUUUGAUUUUAUAAAUAAUUGCUACAUUUAAUUUAUUGUGAUUCGUUUCAUUCAUUUUUUGAGGUAUGA